Messenger RNA from Nematolebias whitei (Rio pearlfish), 2678 nucleotides. Its product is annotated as DNA-binding protein SATB2. The record is from RefSeq and is a predicted model, not a curated record. The transcript is spliced from 12 exons. Gene Ontology annotation, biological process: chromatin remodeling; regulation of transcription by RNA polymerase II. Bases 168 to 2621 code for a protein of 817 amino acids. NCBI's taxonomy places the organism in Eukaryota, Metazoa, Chordata, Actinopteri, Cyprinodontiformes, Rivulidae. Gene Ontology annotation, molecular function: RNA polymerase II cis-regulatory region sequence-specific DNA binding; DNA-binding transcription factor activity, RNA polymerase II-specific.
UCUUCGUCUCUCCUGUCCUGAACAUCUCCGUCUGCUGCUCAGGAGCCUCAGGAAGUUCUCUCAGGCUGGAUCCGCUCGUGUUCACCAAUGGAUGGAGCCUGUCGCCCGGAGACUUCUUGACCAACUGUCACUCCACACUGGGCGCUCCCCCGGAGGCGUGCAGAGGGAUGGAGCUGAGCGGAGGAGGAGGAGGAGCGGAGAGCCCCGGGCGCCCGGACAGGGCCAGCCCUGAGGAGAGAGGGGCCGGGGGGGCGAGCCCGGCCUCCGGCGGCCCCCCGCAGUGCAAGCUGAGCCGCCUGGAGGUGAACGGCAGCCCGGCGAACCCAACGGUCCGACAGAACGGCAGCACGCCGCUCAGACCGCCAGCAGGUCUGAUGAUCCCAGUAUUCUGCGUGGUCGAGCACGCAGAGGCAGCCGGGGACUGCGAGGCACGUCGGGACCAUCACGCAGAGUUUGUGUUGGUUCGUAAAGACAUCCUCUUCACGCAGCUGGUGGAGGCAGCGCUCGUGGCUCUCGGAUACUCUCACAGCUCGGCGGUCCAGGCUCGUGGCAUUAUUAAAGUGGGAAGAUGGAAGCCGAUGCCCAUCCAUUACUUGACCGAUGCUCCAGAGGCGACGGUGGCCGACAUGCUGCUGGACGUUUACCACAUGGUCACGCUGAGGAUCCUCCUGCACAGUUUCUCUCGCCUGGAGGAGCUGCCGUCCGACCAGUGGAGCCACGCCACGGUGAGGAAGGCCCUCAAAGACCUCCUCCGAGAGAGCAACCACAGCGCGCUGGCCAAGGAGUGUCCUCUGUCUCAGAGCAUGAUCUCGGCCAUGGUGAACAGCUCCUACUACGCCAACGUUUCCACCUCCAAGUGCCACGAAUUCGGACGCUGGUACAAGCGGUACAAACGCAUCAAAGGUGAAUAUGCGGAGAAGAUCUGGUCCUCUCUGGAGAAGUCUGACAUUAAAGUGGAGAGGGACUUGGACCUGACCCUCCUCAACCAUCGUCCCCCAUCUCUCCUGCCCUCUUCCAACCAUUUGGGUCCCUUGGGCGACCAUGGAACUCUUCCAAUCAAGACCAGCCUUGGGGACGCCCAGACCCCCGCACAGCCCCAUGGUCUUCCUCAUCCUGGAGGCCAGAACCACCCAAGACCCACUCUGCGUCCCCAGGCUCCGACCCUUCUGAGCCAUGGCGGGUUGUUGUCACCGCAGCUCGUACGUCAGCAGCUCGCCAUGGCCCACCUCAUCAACCAACAGCUGGCGGUCAGCCGCCUGCUCGCCCACCAGCACCCACCGGGAGUCAACCAGCAGUUCCUCAACCACCCCCCUAUCUCACGGACCUGCAAGGUCUCAGGGGCUCCUUCAGACCCCAUCCUUACCUGCUCAGGAGCUGAAGUCUCCUCUGACAUUUACCAGCAAGUCAGGAACGAGCUGAAACGGGCCAGUGUGUCCCAGGCCGUGUUUGCACGGGUAGCUUUCAACCGCACGCAGGGCCUGCUGUCUGAGAUCCUUCGGAAGGAGGAGGAUCCCCGCUCGGCCUCCCAGUCGCUGCUCGUCAACCUGAAGGCCAUGCAGAACUUCCUGAACCUGCCGGAGGCCGAGCGAGACCACAUCUACCAGGAAGAGCGAGAGCGCAGCACCAGCACCAACCACAACCACACCGCCAUGUCUGUCGCCGUCAACCCACAGAGACACACGCAGACAAAGUGCAGUGGUUCUGGUCCGGAGCUGCAGCUGAAGCUGGACUCGGUGACGAACAUCACGUCGGGGAUCUACGAGGAGAUCCAGCAGGAGAUGAAGAGGGCCAAGGUCUCCCAGGCUCUGUUCGCCAAGGUGGCUGCUAACAAGAGUCAGGGUUGGCUGUGCGAGCUGCUCAGGUGGAAGGAGAACCCGAGCCCGGAGAACCGCACCCUGUGGGAGAACCUGUGCACCAUCCGGAGGUUCCUGGGCCUGACGCAGGCCGACAGAGACCGGGUCUACGAGGACGAGUCCAGGCUGCAGCACAGCGAGCGCCUCCACACGGCCCUGCUCGCCCCCGAGCCGCAGCCCCCCCACAGGCCCCCCCUCCCCCCUCUAACGGCUCCGCCCCCCCUUCAUGAAGACCCGCAGCCGGUUCUGCUGCUGCCGGGUCUGCAGGGCUCCGAGGACGGGUCGCAGCGGGGGUCGAGCCCCGGCCUCGGCGGCGGGGGGACGAAGAAGGCCAGGUCCCGGACCAAGAUUUCCCUGGAGGCCCUGGGGAUCCUGCAGAGCUUCAUCGGAGACGUGGGGCUCUACCCGGACCAGGAGGCCAUCCACACCCUGUCGGCCCAGCUGGACCUGCCCAAACACACCAUCGUCAAGUUCUUCCAGAACCAGCGCUACAACGUCAAGCACCACAGCCAGUCCAGAGAGUCCGUCCCCGGCGAGGACGACGAGGGGAGCUCCAGUCCCAGUGAGGAGGGGGUCCAGGUCCGGGUCCAGGUGGAGGAGGGUCUCUCUGCGUCCGAGGAGUCCAGCAGAGGUUCUGUGGAGGCCUUCAGAACUCAGAGAGACGAGCAGGAAGAGGUGGAGGAUGGGAAAACCUCUGGGCCUGCCACGUCCUCCCUGUCCCCGUACAGCAGCGUGGACAGCCCCCCCUCCGCCGAGCAGCACAGAUAACAGCAGAGGAACCAGCGAGGCGCGGGGGGGUCCAACACCAAACUGUGACAUCACUUC